Exophiala dermatitidis NIH/UT8656 is the source of this 1680-nucleotide messenger RNA. RefSeq lists its product as uncharacterized. Gene Ontology annotation, cellular component: nucleotide-activated protein kinase complex; nucleus; cytoplasm. Lineage: Eukaryota; Fungi; Ascomycota; Eurotiomycetes; Chaetothyriales; Herpotrichiellaceae. The transcript has 3 exons. Gene Ontology annotation, biological process: signal transduction. Bases 1 to 1680 code for a protein of 559 amino acids. The record is from RefSeq and is a predicted model, not a curated record. Gene Ontology annotation, molecular function: protein kinase binding.
AUGGGAAGCUUCGUCUUUAGAUGGCCGCACCCUGAUGCGUCGGACGUCCAUGUCACCGGCACAUUCGAUGACUGGGGGAAGAGCGUAAAACUGAACAAAGUCGGGGACAUCUGGGAGAAAGAGGUCGAAUUGCCCUCUGCGGACACCAAAAUCCUUUACAAGUUUGUGGUUGACGACAACUGGGUUAUCGACUCCCAGGCACCACAGGAGGAUGAUGGCCAUGGCAACAUUAACAAUGUGCUGUAUCCCGACAAGAUCAAGCGCAAGACAGAAACCGCUCCCGAAGCCGUGACCACGUCCAGCGCGGCACCCGAGAGCACCACGGCCCAGCUGGCUGGUCAAGUGCCGCUGGAGCCUCGAAGAGAAGCCACCGAAGGCGCAUUUCCCGAAACUCCCCAGGCCCAAAAUGAGAAGACCGAGUCGGAGUCCUUCAGCGUCAAUCCUCUGCCGGCCACUAGCGGGGCUGGAAACCCGAUUGAUCUUCCAGCUGGCGAAAAGGUCCCUCCUCCAAGCGAGAUUACUUCGAAUAGUAUCUAUUCUAGCGUGACCACAUCACAGGAUGACUAUGAGAAGGCUGGCAGCUCCAGCCUGCCCUUUGUUGGCGGAAUCGCAAGCAUGGGUGCCGGACUGGCAGGUGCCCUCGGAUUCGGCGCAUCGGAAAAGAAGGAAGAAAAGAAGGAAAAUCUGAUACCAGAAUCCUCUCUUCCAAUGGGUUCAGAGGCAGGCAAUACGCUUGAUGUCGGCCCGACGAUCUCUUCUGCUGGGCCAACUUCUACCACCGCUGAGCUAGCCGGCAAAGUGCCUCUCGAAGAGAAAAAGCCAGCCACAGUGGUUGAGCCCGAGUCUAGCGUUCCCGAGGUAGUCAAGGAGUCCAUUGAGGAGGCGCACGUCUCCCCUGAGGCAGCUGCAUCGGCUGAGGCGGUUCAGGAGAAGGCCGAAGUCGAGCAGGAACUGUUGAAAAAGGUUCCCACCGCCGACGAGGCUGGUGAACCAGCACCAGCAAUUGCUGCGGCCACCUCUGCUACCGCCCCCGCUCCCACUUCCUCAACCUCGAAGCCAUCCACUCAGUCAGGCGCAGUGGCUGGCACGGCCCCAUCCGCAGCCGCCGCGCUCUCUGAUGGCGCCGCAGACACUGAGACCCCAGCUGUGGUGUCUCAUUCUAAGGUCCCAGCAGAGAAAACCGAAGGAGAUGUUACUGAAUAUGCGCCUCCGCACACCACCUCGACCGUCGCUCCUGGUGUGUCUGAGGCAGCGGCUGCAGCUGUGUCCGACGGUGCGGAGGAUCCCACACUGGCUGAUGAGCCUGCUGUGCAACUGAUGAACCGGAAUGAGACUGGGCAGCUCUCGUCGGAGUCGACACAAGCACCAGCAGGCUCGACUGAGCCAGCCCUGGCUGCCGGUGUUACGGCUGCUACUGCACCAGUCACAAGCGAAGCGCCUAAGACUGAAGCCACCUCUGGUACCGUCCACAGUUCCACCACCGAAGCCCCCAAGACUGAAUCAGCCGUGCCAUCGUCGCCUGCACCGAAAAAGGAGGCCGCAGCCACUCCAGCAACACCUUCGAGUGUUACGUCUACUCCUACCAAGCAGGCAGACACCACCCCUACCAGCAGCCCGAGCGCCAAGGACAAGAAGAAGAAGCACAGAAUCAGCUCAUUGUUCAAGAAGAUCUUGCACUAA